This is a messenger RNA of Durusdinium trenchii, 1560 nucleotides long. The record is from the annotation of a GenBank genome assembly. NCBI's taxonomy places the organism in Eukaryota, Dinophyceae, Suessiales, Symbiodiniaceae.
AUGGGUACUCACACUGGGUGGAAGUCAGUGGCCAUGCUGGGAGCAGCGAGCGUCACCACUUUGCUGGUGGUGCGAGCCAUUCGGCGGCGCCGGUCUCCAGUGAUUGUCUCCAAGCUCUCAUGCCGCUGUGGGAAGAUUCAGGGCGAACUCUCAGCCAUCCGCCAGGAUUCCAUACGCAUUCACUGCUACUGCGGCGAUUGCCGGCAGUAUGCCAACUUCAUCGCUUCCUUGGGCAAUCAAAAGGACACGACCGUUGGAGAAUUCGGAGACACUCGAGUGGUACAAGUCUGCAAGAGCGCAGUCAAGAUCACGCAAGGCAACGGACUCAUUAAGUUGGCCAGAAAAGCAAAGAAUUCCAGCAAGGGGCAGAUCUUUAUGCAUCGAUUUUAUGCCAGUUGCUGCAACGUACCUCUCUAUAACACAGUGGACUUUUUGGGGUUUGUGGGGGUUUUCACCGAUUUCCUGGAUGAGCACUACAAGGAGUUCGAGGGCCCCGUACGCAUGUUUGCAGAGGAGGCUUUGAAGACCAGAAGUGAUCCGGAAGCGGAGAUUUCCGUGCCCGACUUCUUGUGGAAGUUGCUUCGUUAUUAUCCAUGGCGCAAGUGCGGUCCUUUCGACUACAAGCAGGAACCAGUGUACUGGGGUCACAACGAGCGAGAUCCGGCGAGCGCCCCAUCCUGGAAUCCCGUCCAGGAUGCUUUUCGACGCUUCGCAGCGACGCGGCGCUUAGACGGCACCACGGAGACCGGACCCUCCUGGGCCGCCGGUCCGCGCUGCCACGCGGACCUGGACGAUGAUCUGGAUCCGGCGGAGAUCUUCGGGUGGAAAGGCGGCGGGAUCCAACGGCUGCGCUUCUUCAAGGAGCGCCUGGGCUUUGAAGCUCGACACGUCCUCGACAUCGGUGCGCACGUGGGGAACUGGACCACCGAUGCGCUGGAGGUUUUCCCAUCCGCGCGGUUCUUGAUGAUCGAGGCCAACCCGCUUCACCGGCCGCAGCUGGAAGCCAUUGGUCAGCCCUUCGUCAUCGCGCUGCUGGCGGCGAAAGGCAACGAGUCGCGGCAGUUCCACAGCACCCGCUACCAAAUCACCACGGGUGCCUCCAUGUUCCGCGAGCGCAGCGACCUCUUUGUAGACCCGCGCUUCGCGGAAACGUUGGUCUUAAGGACACGAAGCUUGGAUGAGGUGGUUUCAGAAGUCUUUCGGGGCGAACGAUGUUGCGACUUGCUGAAAGCUGAUGUGCAGGGCGCAGAGCUCACAGUUCUCCUGGGUGGCUUAAAGACCUUAUCUCAGGCGCAGCUGGUGCUCUUGGAGGCCCCAGUCUUGCCUUACAACGAGGGUGCGCCAUCCUUCAGCGAAGUCAUUGCCUUCAUGGCGGCCCAUCACUUCGAGCUGGUCGAUGUGGCGGAUGCCACCUACUCGGAGGGCGUCUUCCGUGUGCUGCACCUGGACCUGCUCUUCGCGCCUCGCAGCUCUCGACUCCGACGGCUGCCGCUGCCCGGGGGCAUACGGCCACGACCGACCCAUCCACACGGCGGAAGUGUCAAAAAGGAGACUCUUUGA